Molecule: messenger RNA, 2540 nt
Organism: Esox lucius (northern pike)
Lineage: Eukaryota; Metazoa; Chordata; Actinopteri; Esociformes; Esocidae
Gene: ppp1r3da
Product: protein phosphatase 1, regulatory subunit 3Da
Exons: 2
Coding region: 535-1443 (302 amino acids)
Biological process (GO): regulation of glycogen biosynthetic process
Cellular component (GO): protein phosphatase type 1 complex
Molecular function (GO): glycogen binding; protein phosphatase 1 binding
Source: RefSeq, a predicted model, not a curated record
UCUGUUUGCAUAGUUCUGGUUAUAUUGUACAUCACCCUCUAAGCCUACUGCUUUAACAUGCUGAACGUCGGCCUUUUGUGUUAAUGAGAGCGGGGCAUUAUCGGAAUUGUAGUCAUUGCAACUGUGAUGAUUUGCGUAUUAUUUUCUUAAUCCCAACAAUACAAACGUUGAUGUUUGUUUCAGGCCCAGUAAAGACAUUUGUCUUAAAUCAACUUGUACAUCACUGCAUUUCCCGUAGGAUUCCCAUAAUGUUUUAGAUUUUUUUUUAACAGUUUAUACCUGUCCUGGGCAUGACAAAAUGCGGGAUAGGCAAAAUAAGUAGGCUAGUAUGUCUUCGCAACAUAUGUGUAAGCGCUGUAUCUAUCCACGUUGCGACAAUUAAUCUGGCUGCGUAAUCACGCAUGCGAUUGCACUGACCUACGAUCUAGACUGCUGUAAGGAUCAGUCUUCGGCUUUAAACAGUAUGUAACCUAGGCUUCUUGAACAUAUCCACGUAAUAGCCUGAAAAGGUGUGUAGGACCUGUGAUAUUAAGCAUGGAUUGGACUAUUGGACUGGAGAGAAUUCCCCGAAGUAAGACUGAACUACCUAAGGCCUCAAGCAAUGCCUCUGGACCAAUCCUAACUAUUCACCUGAACGAAAUACUUAAAUCAAAAGCUGAUGUUGAAAGGAAGCGUGUGCCUAUCCGCCCACCCAGUCCAAAGGCCUCUCAGCACAGGGUACUAGAGUUCAAUCCAGGACUUUGCUGUGAGCCCAUGCCCAAGCCCAUUAUCCGAAGACGUGCGCGCUCUCUGCCCUCCUCAACAGAGAGGAAAAGGAACACUCGUAAUGUCGGGGUUCGUUUUGUAGACUGUCUGGGUCUGGACUUAGAGGAUGUGAAAGUUUUCAAAACCGGAGAGGACCCCUUUGUGCCACAACAUGUCUCCUUCAAGCUUUUGAUGAGUGCAGAGAUGGCUGGAGGAAAGAACUUGGAAAUCUCAUUGCCGUAUCUGAAGCCGGUGUUCCCUCAGCAACCAGGGGACCGACCUGAAUUUCUCAGCCGCCUCCACCAGCAGAAGGUUUGUCUGGAGAGGGUUUUGUGUUUUGAGAUGGGCAUCAUUGGCAUUACUCAGGUUCUCAACCUCCACUUUGAAAAAGAGGUUUGUGUGCGCUACUCUUUCACAGACUGGAGAAGCAGCUCAGAAACCGUGGCCUCCUGGGUUUCCACCACCUGCGAGUCCUGGGACAGUACACAGAAGCAUCUCAAUUGUGACACUUUUCGUUUUCAUCUACCGGUUCCUCCCUUCCUGCAACCUGGAGCUGCUUUGGAAUUUGCCAUCCUAUACAAGGUGUCAGGGAAAGAGUACUGGGAUAACAAUGAGGGGCAAAACUACAAGUUGGUCUGUCACAGCUACAAGCUGACCGUGCCCAAGGAGUGUGAGGAUAGCAUGGUGCACUUUAUUUGAGCAAACUGGUUGCACUUGUGAAGAAAAGCCAGAGAUGCUCCUCGAGAUUUGUAUAUUUUUUUAGUAUAUGAUGAUGCACUAAAAGCAAAUAUAACAUGUAUUUACACUAUAAAAAUUGCAGCAUUUUUAUUAUUUAAAUAAUUAAAUUGGUUUCAGCUGGUGUUGCUUUUUUAUUUUUUAUAAAGCAAUGUACUAUAACUAUUCUCCUUUAAGAAGCCCACUGGUCUAGUUCUCCAGGUGGUGGCCACAGACAAUUGCUUACUCCUUAUCCUUCCUGACUGAUUCUUCUCUAGUUUUGCGUUUUGUAAGUGUCCUUGUCACUACUGGUAGCAUGAGGCGGUACCUGCAGCCAAUUCAGGUUGCACUGUCAGAAUUGCACAUCCGUAUGUACUGUCGCAAGAAAGUUUGCUGUGUCUCCCAGCAGUCUCGAGCAUGGAGGAGAUACCAGGACACCGGCCAUUACACAAGGAGAGCUGGACAGGGCUGUAGAAGGGCAGUACCGGUAUCUGCUCCUUUGUGCGAGGUUGAACAAGAGGAGCAAUGCUAGAGCCCUACAAAAUGAACUCCAGCAGGCUACUGGUGUGCUUGUUCGUGACCAAACUGUCAGAAACAGACUCCAUGAGGGUGGCAUGAGUGCCCAACUAGUGGGACCUGUGCUCACAGUCCAGCAUUGUGCAGCUCAUUGGCAUUUGCUAGAGAAUGCCAGAAUUGGCAGGUCCGCUGGGCACCCCAUUCUCUUCACAAAUGAGAGCUGGUUCACAGACGUGAAGAGUAUGGAGAUGCCAUGGUGAACAUUUUGCUGCCUGCAACAUCCAGCAUGACCGGUUUGGCGGUGGGUCAGUGAUGGUCUGGAGAGGCACAGACCUCCACGGGCUAGCCUACAGUACUCUGACUGCUGUUAGGAACCGGGAUGAAAUCCUCAGACCCAUCAUCAGCGCUUACGCUAGUGCAGUGGGCCCUGGGUUCCUCCUGGUGAAGAACAAUGUGUAGCCUCAUGUCUAGACAGUUCCUGGAUGACGAAGUCAUUGAUGCCAUUGACUGGCCCUCUCCUUCCCCAGACCUGAAUCCAAUUGAUUACCUCUGGGAUGUUAUGUAUU